AUGUCAGAUAUCGACAGCACCGAGCAGUCUUUCUACAAGCGCAGUCGGCUGCCGCCUGCCGAGUUCUAUGUUGAAGAGAAUCCGCGAGACUUCUUAGAAACAGCAUCUCUAAAAAGAGCACGAAUUGCGCCUGUGCCACCUGAAGAAGAAGACUUCUCCGAAGCUGUUGAUGCAGAUACAGAUACGGAAAAGCAUCCAGAUGCGGUACAGCAGUUAGAGGAUGUUGUAAAGACAAAUAGUUCGCAACCACAAGUCCAAGUGUCGCUGUCGCAGCAGGUUUUCCUCUUUGCUCCUGGCGAAGAACAAGAGCAACCAUCUUCUCCAACAAGCAGAAAGUCUACUUCUCCUGCCUCAUCUUCUUCGAGCGGAAACUAUGCUGCCUUUCUUCCAGCAGUUUUAGCACAGAAAUGCGGUUCUAAGGAGCUGCAGAAGUACGGAUACACAGGUUGGAAACAGAAGACGAUUGAUGCGGAGAUACUUAAUAAGGCGAAACCUGACGAUCCGGAUAAAGCAAACAUGCAUGGAAAGCGGAUUUUGUACGACAUGUUCGGUCUCGAGUUGAGCUGGAGCACCUUUCCAAGAGUCAAAGUAAAACAUUAUGGCGCAUGGUGAUAUUGUAAUUCUUGGUCUUCUUGUAACUUGUUCGAACGGACUAGGACUAUUAUUUGAAGAUUAUAGACUACGUGCUACUACUUCUACUAGGCACAAAUUUUUCUAAAAAACAGGAGUUGUUGGUUGUUGUUGUUCUAAUCGCAACUGAAGAAAGGCGGCCGCGCAGCUAAUUCCGGUGUCGUAGCUGGGGACUACCUUGCCACGAUUAAUGAGGUUUACAAAGUCACCGAUAUUGCGAAAUGGGCGAAAGCAGAGCGGGAGAAGCCAGACUUCAAUCCGAAAACAACUUCUCCUGCCGAAGACGCGAUAGUGUCGAAGAUGAAGGAGAAACUAGCUGAAAAACAGGACACAACUGGAGAAAAGACUAGUUGGGGAUUCGUCUUUCAUCGUGCGAAAUAUGCAAAAGGCUACUUGCAGAUCAAGAUGCCAAAAGACCUGUUGGCGAAAGUGCGCAAAAGCGCGAAGGGGUUUAGCGACAACGCAGCUUUGCAGCGUUUUUUGGGGUUGAAAAUGGGAGACGCGGCACCUGCAGAUAGUGACGAAACGGCAAAACAGCACAACCGGGUUUUCGAAGUGCUUGCUGACGAGGUCGACGACAGUGGCAAAGUAACUAAAAAGCACAGUGACAAAUGGGCUACUGCUUAUGCGAAACUUCACGCCGGAGACGAAAUCGUUGUGAUCAGUCGCAGCCACCUCGCUCCCAAACCUGCGGACGAAGCUCAUGGCUUCAAUGGAUUGCUGAAACGCGGGUUUACGGAGUCUAACUACGGCAAUGUCGACUUACUUGUGCGCAGGACUGCCGGUGACGGAUUCGCGAACGAUGAAAGAUACACGAAAAUGGACACGGGUCCAGGCUACGUAGUGGACAUACGUCGCAUCUGGAUGAAAGUGGACGAGAAAGGCGUUGUGGGCACGAGUGCGGAAAGAACUGGCACCAAAGAAGAAAUAGCUGAUAAGAUGAAGGGUGAGUACUACAAGAAAGCUGAAGAUAAGAUUGCAUCGGAUUCCAAGACCAAGAAGGAACAGGAGAAAGACAAUGAACUAAAAAAACGUCUAGCACAGAAACAGGAGGAACAGUUGCACAAGCAAAAAGAAGAAAUCAACACCCUGAAGCGGAAAAGCAGCCUUCUGUCAGAACAUCGUACCAGUUCUAAAGAUCACGAAGAUCCAGAUGGAGAAGAAGGACAAGACAACGAACAAGAUGAAGCGGGUGCUAAAAAUCCUCUGAAGCAAGUUCCGCAACGCGCCUCACCCUACACGAUGGAUGUUGUGGAGCAAGGAUCUUCUUCAACCACUACAAACACAGUCCCAAAAGAAGUUCUCCAUGCCUUAGAAGACAAGCUGCUAGCGCGUGAGCGAGAUCUGAAUGCCAGAAGUCGUUCUCUCAGCCCAGAAGUACAAAAGACUGCCGUAGAUCUGAUGUCUCCAUCGGAACGAGCCGCACAAGCACAGCAGCAUCGCUAUGUGCAAGCAAAUGCUGGAGCAGCUGCGGAUGUUAGCGACAUGACUGAUUUUUUGAAUCGACAAGCCAUGCAAGAAACCAGUAACUUUGCUCAUCUUCAACCUAUUGCUGAGAAUCUUGACGUCGAGAUGGAUCCAGGGGACAGCUUUCCAGCAAUGGUCACAGUGCCGCUUAGCAGUCGGUAUGCAACACUUGAAGCUGGCUUCAAUGGUGACCCUGACAGCAACUUUCUUCCUCCGUCUGACAUUCUCAAACCUGAACGUUCCACAUCCACACAAGCACCACCACCAGAAGCUCUAUACGUGUCUUUGUAUUUGAAAACGCUGGAUGAUCGUGCUGGCAUAUUCGGUCGCUUAGAUCAACAAGAGAAGCAGGGCUUGAACAAACUAGCAGGCGGUCCACGCAUGCAACUGGAAGCACCAUGGCAAAAGUAUGAUGCAGGAAAAGCGUCUGAGAAGCUCUCCGCUUUGAAAAAGCGCUACAGCAGGGUUUGUGAGUCUAGAAAUGCUCUAAUCCGGUUCCAGGAGUUGAUAAAGCGAACGGCACCUGGAGGGCGGUCUAGUAACUCCAACAUUGUCCCCGCGUUGAGUGCCAGACAGCGCGCUCUGGUAAUGGGCUCCUACGAUCGCGACACGGCUCAGUGGAAGGCGCCUGCUGAUGUCGGACGAAUCGGCGUUCCGGAUGCCGAGGAUCUUCGAGGUGAUCAUGAUGGGGCGUCUCAAAAGGAGAACUUUCGUGGCGAUGGUACUACUUCUGCGAAGGAUGUAGGACCGCCAUCAGGGCCAAUCAUGCCAACAAGGCAAGUGCCACCUCGCGAAGAUGCUUUGCUUCUGAAAGACGGUUUGGAUAUGACCUUCAUGCACUUGCGGAGUCAAGCUGAGCGGUUGACUACGGUUGCGGAGGAGGUAACGCGAAAAAUCACUCAAUCCCUUAACGACGCGACUGCGCAACAGCUUCUUGACGCCAACUUCAUCACGAACUCCGAGAAGGACGUUUUACAAGAACAAGAAAGUAUGCGAAUUGAGCACGGGCGCAUGAAAGACGAACUGCGCGAAGCGUAUCAGGAUGAAGAACAAGCGCGGUUUUUCGUUGAGCGACACGCGAGACAGAGCUUCUACGACCAGAUGUUCGGAAGAGGGGGAACUACAGCUCAAAAACAGCAGCAGGAAGAAGCAUUCUCUUCUUCGGGUCCUAGUGAGUUGGACCCAGAAGACGUGAUCGUGGUUCCGCUUGAUGCGGAGACACGAGAGUUGAAGAUUCCUCCGAAAGAAAAGCCUCCGAAAUGGCAACGCAUGCUGGAUGGCGGGGUCGAGCCGGAUGCGGCACCAGUCGUCUUGAACCCCUCUGCUCUGCGGGAAGCCAUAGAAGAUAUCCGCGAGGAAGUGAGACAAGAACAGCAAACUACGGUAGAAAAUGCAAGAGAGUUCUAUGGGAUGUUGAACAAGACUAGUACUAGUAGCAGUGCUCCACAAGCACAACAGCAACCUCUAGGACCGCAGGUCGACAUCGAUAUCCACGCUCUCGAAAACGUAGUGAACUUGUUCCAAGUACGUUUGGGUGACGUGAUUGUGAGAUUGCAGAUUUGCAGCGACGACUGCGGAGACCCUAGUGCCUGGGGUCAUGCGCUGAAAGGCGACAGCUUGACAUACGCACAAAGAGCUUGCAUAGUCGACACGAAGCAUUUCAGCACGAUUCGGUUGUCUUCGCUUCACUCGAAUGUGGUGCCCUUCCAUCGCAGGUUGUUUUUUGGGUUAGGAGAAGGUGGAAGUAAUUCUUAUUCUGGUAGUACUUCGAAGACUGUGGAUGCCAAUGCGACUGUUUGGCUACAUCUGACGUUCUACGAGGCUUUGCAGGAAGUGGACAGAGAGUUUCUUCGAAACACAGACAAGGCUUCGCGAAAUAAGGGAAAAGACUUUGAUGUUGAGGAUCCACUUGCACAAGCAUGUAUUCGUCUGCACAACGGAGAGCCAAGCGGAAAGCUGCAUGCGCUUCAGCCAAUCUAUUCGACGAAGGAGAAGAAACUGCUACAAGCAUUUGGCCACGACGCGUGUUUACGUGCACGGGGGGUAUUGCGUGAUCCUCCUCCUUUAUCUGGUAGUCCAGGUUUCAGUGACGAUGCUGCUGCUGGUAAUGGAGGUAUGUUCAUGCAAGACCAGAGUUGGAACGCGUCGAAUGCCGCAGAUCAAGUAAGUAACAAAGCGAUUGGCGAGCGUUGGCGUCAGUGGGAGCAGUCUGGUUUGGAAGAAAUUCCUGCCAGUGAAAACAUUCUAGCCAGAGCAGCUGCUGCCGAGAAGCGUGGAGGACUGAAUGACGACGACAGUGAGCAGCUGUUGAACAAAGCAACGAGCGACUUUUUUGCCUUUCAAAAGCAUCAGGAUGAUACGCGGAUUGCGACCUAUCGACGCAUAGACGCGCAUAUGGACGAGAAAGCUGCUACUGCAAAACGACUGAGAGAGCGAGAAGCAGAAAAGCAAGCACGUGCGAAGCGAAAAGCUGAGAAACUUCAGGCUAGGAACAGGGAUUUUACGGAGAGAGGAGACGGACCAGAUCAUGGUGAAGCAGGAAUAGAGGAGAAGGGUGGAGGUGAUUUCGGUGCAGAUUCGUUCAAGAGAAAGCUUCGUAUGAUGGAAAAAGCAAGGAGAAAACAAGAAAAGAUGAACAAGAAAGACGUUCCUGCUGCAGGGACGACAGGAGGUCCAGUUAGUGCAAUGCAGGAGCAGGGCGUACACGGACAAGAAGGCACUAAUGCAGGCUACGACCCCCACCGGGACGGAGGUCACGAUCCUCCUUCUAUACUAGCUAAAAUGUUCUUCAACUUCAAUGCGGCCCCACUCCCAAAGAUGCAGCCUGACGAAGUAGAAGAUCGUCCAGUUGAUGUGGAUGGAGAUGGGGAGCCGAUUUCUUCUGAUGAAGAUGAUUCAGAGGAGCUUGAAGACGAUGAAUCCGAUGAAGAUGAUGGAGAAGAAGGAGACGAUGGUACAAGUACAACUGGAGAGCCAGGAGACGGCACUUCUAGUAAACCUUCUACUCGUACUCACGCCAGGGCUGAGAGGACAGAUGAGAACAUAAAGCAUCGUCAUCCUUCUACCACAGAGGAAACAGCGGAGCCAUCAGAGAAGGGAAUGACAACUAUCGAGUUAGCGAAAACCAUGUUGGAAUCGAAAUCCAAACGUGCUGAAUUCGAGAUGGAGGUCCGCAAUAUGCGAGACGAGGUCCGAAUUCGAGCUGUGAUGCGGAAGGUGGCUGCUGAAGAAAUGAUGCGUGUUAGACUGUUGAGAGCAUCGCCUGCUUCAGCAGCAUUUGGAAGCAACUCCAGAACAUCUCAAAAUGGACCUGACACGCUCCAUGCAGACGAGAAAGUUGAGUUGCGAAAACGAGUCAAAGCCGCUGGUCAGAACGAGCUGCGCCGUUUGAAGAACGAGCGUGGGCAGCAUGGCGAAUUACCGGUGACUGAACAAGAACUGUUAGAUCAGGCAAUCCGACACGCUGAACCCGUCAUGCGGGAAGCCCAAAGAAGGGCAACCGAUGCACAAGGAUCUUUUUUGCAUCAUGGCGCGGAUGCAGUACGAACUGCGAUGAUGGACGCGAACAAUGUCGUUGUGCCGCUUGAGCAAGUGCUUGAAGUAAUGGUGGAGUACGAGGAACAUGCUAAGGAGAUGAAGGCUAAAGGUAUUGAGGAAAGGGAUCUCUUUCAUGACGAGAACGGCAUGCUGAGGAAUAUCGACCACCUUCGUCAAGACGUUAUCGGAGGAGGUAGCAGUAGUAGCUUGAAGAACAAUGAUGUUCUUGGACUUGGUCGUGGUAAAGGUAGACGAGGACCUCACGCUCACCGUGACCACAGUGCUGGCAUUGCAUCAGAAGAGGGCCCUCCGGAUGAAAACGCCCCACGUCGUCCAGUUUCCGAUGCCCAUGUGGUAGUCUCACCAGAAGUUCGAGAGGCAGCGAGGAAGCGCCGUGUUCAGAUAGACGAGCAGACUGAGCAGGAAGAUAACAAGGGUUUCCUAGGCAAUUUUGGUCAAGGCAUCUUCUUUUACCCCGAAAACGAAGAAGAUGAUGAUCAUGAACAUCGAAGAGGAGGAGGAGGACACACUUCAACUUCAGCAACGUCUAGAACAACCUCAUCCUCUGCAACGGCUGAACAGUCACAUGAUUGCUCUUCCAAAGCGAAACCCAAGAAGCGUACUUUCAAGAUCUGCACUUCAGGCUGGUGGGGUUGCUCGGCUGGUGAGGACAGUGAUGACGAUGCAAAUAAUGGCGCGAACAGGAAUCGUGGCCUGAAAAACAGUCAUUACGACAGCACGACGUCUGCUCAACUCCGACAUCGUCAGCUUCAACAGCGACUUGGCCCUUCGUUUCUAGACGGUCGUGAAUGGAAUGGAACCAUGGACGACUUGGAUGAUAUCAUGCGACAAACAAGAAACCUUCGCGUUGACGUUCCUGCACCAGACGUCGACAUCUUAGACCUACUCGAGAACGGGGAAGUUCCCAGUGCAGAGAUGCUAGCGCAGUGUGCUCAACACGCUCACAACGAACACAUGGAGGAAAUGGAGACUCGACAAAAAAGGUACGGAGCUCAUUUUCAAGGUUACUACUUGAAGGAAGCGAAGAAGCAGUACUUGGUGGAGGCACAGAUCGACCAUGAGGACUACUAUGAAGAGCUGGAGCGGCGUGCUAGUAUUGUAAGCAGUGACGAAGGACAAGAACAAGAGGGCGGAGGAAAAGAAGUAGAUCUUCCCUCCUCCAGGUACACGACCACUAGCACUGCCAACAACAACGAGGACGACGGCCGCUACACUAGAUACGUCGACGGAAGUUCCACUACAGUAGAUGAUAUCAACUAUCGAGGCACGGAGAGGAAUUUCAGACGCAUUGUCCCUGGAAUGGUCAUUGAGGACGCGCGGAUCAGAGACACGAGAGACGAUGAGGGUGAAGGCACUAUUGCUCCUGAUGAUGUCGGUGCUGGCUAUGGUGGAUUCUUUCCGACGAACUUCUUUGGCUUUGGAGUUGGUGGAAAGGCAAAGGAUGAUGAACAACCACGCACAAGCAAGAAGAGCACAGCCGCGUCUUCAACAUCAAACUUCUUCGGAUUCGGGAAGAACCUAGUUCCAUCUACUGAUUUUGGCGGAACGAUCGGUGCUGAUGUGGCCAAUGCGAAUGCAAUUUUAGGAGGAAUCUUUGGCCAAAAUGGUCAGCGACAAGUGAACUUUGCUGAUGAUGUGGUGGAGAUUUCUCCAGCAUCCUCGUCUAGAUCACCUGGCUCUUCUCCAGACGACGUAGCCUCUCGUCUGAAGCGCGAACUCCAACGCAAGAUUGUCUCGCCGCAUGACAUCGCUAAGCCGGACAUGAGUUUGCUUGGCGCAGACAGCUUGAGUUUCGGAGGUUCUCAGACAGCGAAUGAAGUUCUACGUCGCCGUAAAGCAGCUGAGCACGCGCAAACUGCGUAUGAGGAGUUUCGCGCCAACAAGGCUAAGGAGAAGAAAACGCGUCUAGACGCAGAGAAAGCGAAAGUUCAUGCAGAGCGAUCAGAAGUCGCAGAAGGACAUAUUCGAGAAGCUAGCGCGUUACGUCUUCCGCCUAAACUCCAAUGGGUAGGCAUCCCGACGCCGAAUGUCUUGCCGAUAACCCCUGACAAAGCAGCGUGUCUGAUUGAAGAUUUUGAUCUCGAAUUGUUCCCAGAUUACGAAGACGCAUUGGAUUUUCAUAAUGUCUUGACAGAGUUGCGCAGUGCAGACAAUGUGUUUCAACUCCUCCAAUUCAAGAAAUUUCGCCGAUUUCGCUACAGCUUGACGGAUCUGUAUUCGAAGUUGUUCACUUUGCAGCAUGACGGGUAUUUAGCUCGUGGCCCUGCUGCCCGACAGCAAGAACACGCACAGUUGGUUCUCGAGUACGCUUUAGCGGUGGCGCGUGAACCACGUUUGCCUUUUGGCAAUCUGGUCAGUCAAAUCGCAGCCUUACUCAUCGACUGUCUGCGUAAGUUCCCCUGUAAUCCGUUCUUGCACUUUUGGGGACUGGAGGCCUUGCUGAACAUAGUUCGGCAACAAAAGCAGAUGGACAAGUUAGCGGUGAUGGAAAGGGAUGCCAUGGAGCUGAAAGCGGAAAGAAGGUUAAGUAGAGAAGAUUGGUUUGCUAAUUGUGAUUCAAGACUUUCAUGUAACUAUAAUUUCAUUUUGAAAGAAGGCUAACUAGAGAAGAUUGGUUUGGUAAUUGUAGUUCAUCAAGACUUUCAUUUGUCGCUCGGUUUGCUUGCUCUUCUUUGAAGGUACAGGCAGACUGAGAUAACCUCCCACUCAAUAAGUCAAUUUGAGCAUCGAGGUUACAUGACAUGACAUGACAUACUUAACUAUUUAAUUUCAUUUUCACUAGUACCUCUUGCUAGUGCUACUCAGCAGGAGGAACACAUCAAGAUCUUCAAUUUGAGAUUCUUCUUCUAAGACCCCAGUUACAGGCGAUGACCUCCGCGACGGGGGCCAUGACCGUGACGCACGUUGCAAACGUUGGCACCAAAUACGAGAAAGUGAAAUCCACAGCACCAAUGGUUGAGACUGCACUGAGUAUUUUGCCACCAGAAGUGCGCACAGACGAGGAAGAUGCUGACGCAGUUGCUGCGACUGACAAAAACCCCAACCGCAUGCGCGAUUAUCUUGCAGCAUUUCUGUGCCGUUCUGAGUAUCCUGAGGCGCUUGGAGUGAUCACCUGGGACUCGAUGCAACUGGAGAAGGCUGUGGUGCGGAACAAGGACACGACAGCGCGUCAAAAAGUUCGUGAUCUUUUCGGCUUCGUCUUGGAUUGGCGCGAUUUUCCUAGGGUCAGGGUUCAGAGCGUGGAAGACGAGAAACCGAUAGUCUUCAAAACCACGCAGGAAGACGAGGACUACGCAGCAAAACACAAGACGAAGAGCGGUGCCGAGAAAGCGGCCGUUGCGGCACGAGCGGAAUUGGAGGAGGACGCACCGAGAUCAGCGGCCAAAGCUGCUGGGGUUGGAGAAGGGGACAUUUUGCUCAGAAUUUGCGGUGAAAAAGUGUCGAGUAUGAUCGACUGGCCUGGUGACAAUCCCGAUGAAGCUUUGCUUGCUCGCUGUGUCCAAUGUGUGGCGAACAAAAAGCCUUACUCUUUCCACCUUUUGAAGAGGAAAAACGAAGCAGAAUAUUUGCAGCUCGAGGCUCACCGUCCAGACCUAGGUUUCAAUGUAGAACUUGGUCCGAGGGGCUUUUUGGUUACGCGUGUAACCGAACGGACCGGUUGGGCUGCGCGCAAUGGUGUCCGAUUAGGAGAUAUGCUUGUCGUUUUGGGGUCCACACUGUUGGAGCCGUUAGGCAUCGUCGACUGGGGAAGUCUGGAACAUGAGGUAGAGAUCGAGCUGAGCCUGAGUCGUGGGAGACGACCGCUGUCCUUGCUGUUUCGUCGGCCGAUUCUGAAGGCAGCCACGUCAGAGGAUGAAGGUCUAGAAGACGGAGAUAAGGAGGACAAAAAGCAGGAUGCUGUAGGUGGCUACCCAGACGCUGUCCGAAACGCCAAUGAGCCGGAUCUUUCGCCAGCUAUCAUUCCAAUCCGGUGGCGACAUGCGGAUGAACACUACGCGUCGAUCGUGACUCGUGGCAGCCUUGCUGACAGAAUUUUUAGUAUGUCCUCAGCACUUGGAGGCAGUAGUGUAAAAAAGGGUGUCGAUGAUAAAGACGAUAAGAAGAAGUCAUCUUCUUCUAGCAAGGACAAGAAAGAGGACAAGGACAAGAAAGAUGACAAUGAUAGGAAGGAAAAGAAAAGCAAGGAUGACGACAAAAAGGACAAGAAGGACAAAAAAGAAAAGAAGGAGGAAAAAGAACCAAAGGCUGAUGGCGUCCAAUGGAGCAAUAUGCUAUUUUACCCUGAGAAGAAGGGGAAGCCUCCAGGUGGCGCUACGGGUAAACCUCCAGGUUCUAAAGCGAAAGCUAAAGGAACUGGUAAGGGUCCAAAGGGAGGAAAAACUCUCCGAGGCGGUAAAGGUGGCAAGACUCCCAAAGGAGGUCUGAGGCCUCCUGGUGCUGGCUCUCCUCCUGGGGCCAGAGGUAUGGUUGGCGGCAAACCUUCUUCUCUCAGUUCUCCUCGAGGAGCAGCAGCACCUAGUACUCAACUUCUCAACAUUCCUUCUAGUACAGGACGACAAGGCGGUCCUCCAUCAAGUGGAAAACCCGCUGGUGGGAUCGCGAGUGUAGCAGCAGCACUGUCAGCUUCCGCGGCUCCUUCGAACAGCAAGAGCGCCAUUGGGGCAACGGCUAUAGGCGCUACGGGGGUUGGAGCAACCGCCAUAGAUCAGAACAAUGACAAGGGCAAUCGAGAGGAGCGGAAAAAGGCAAGGCAAAUGCGAGAGAAAGCUGAGAGGAAUGCGAAGCUAGAUGUCGGGAACCUCCUGGAGGGCACGAAUAAGGACUUGAACGAAGACGCCGUGCCAUUUAUGAGAGGAUCUCUUUGAUCGAGCGAAUUCGUAUAGGUACUCACUCUUUCAUGAUUUGGACUUGUUUGCACUCAGUCGAACAAGCCUUCUGAGACGAGCCAAGAUCGAAUACUUUCUACCUGUAUUACUGCCUCACCCCGAACCCAGCCAAGGGCAAGAGGAGAUCUCCCGGUCUUCUUCUAAUCCCUUCCUCCCGUCCACCAAGUCCAAGAGGAGAUCUCCCGGUCUUCUUCUAAUCCCUUCCUCCCGUCCACCCUGGCCAAGAGGAGUUCUCCCAGUCUUCUUCUAAUCCCUUCCUCCCGUUAAGUAUUAGUGCCUCACUCCGAACCCAGCCAAGUCCAAGAGGAGAUCUCCCAGUCUUCUUCUAAUCCCUUCCUCCCGUCCACCCUGGCCAAAGUGAAGCAUGAGAAUCCGAAGGAGCUAGGACUUACCGGCUUCAACAUCGACAUCAAAGACUUCGGUACUGGCGAUUGCUUGAGGGACCCUAGCUUAACAGCAUCAGAGAAGCUUGUCCAUUAUUUCGGCCUCGAGUUUUCGUGGGCGGAGUUUCCGCGCGUCCGGGUGACCAAAGUGGAGAAGUACUCACCGCGAAGAACGCACAAGAGGAAAGCGUUUUCGAGAGGGGUGCAAGAGGGUGAUUUGCUAGUCGUUUUCUCCGGACAUCCGAUUUCCAAUGUCGCAGAAUGGCCCACCACUCCGAAGUUGCAGGAUACGGACGCAGCCAGACGACCGCCAGCACUGUUAAGUCACGCAGGCAAGAUGUUGGGGGUUGCUGGAGCUAGAUCUCUGGACAGCGCGAACGAUCCAAACGAAGCUCUGAUUCAGAAAUUCAUCUCAAACGUCAACGCGCGGAAGAAACCCGCAGGAAACUUCAUGUUUUUGAAGGCGCUGUACCAGCAACAGUACGUACAAUUCGAAGUAAAAGCGAAAGCUGGGAUGGACCUGGGUUUUGUGCUGAGUCCACCUGCAGAGAUCGAUAUAUUCGAUGAACCAUUAUGGAUAUUGGUUACAUAAGUUGCUCUUCAACAUUCUUUCGCCUCUGCAGCAGUAGCAGAAGCAGUACGUCGACAAUACAACCAUAAGCAAAAAUAAAGUACAACCCUAUCAUGUUGUAGCUGUUGCUUCAAACUUUUUUGUUCUCAUUCUAAUCCACCCUCCCAAAUCCAGAAAGCCAGAGGAGGUUGACGAAGCCACAAAAGCAGCACGGGAGGGGAGCUUUUUCGUCACUGCUGUGCAAGAAUUAGUCCACCCCUCUCUGCGUGUUGCAAGCAACUCCGCUAACAAGACCUGGGCCUACAAAAGCGGCAUUCAAAUCGGUGAUCGCCUGGUUGCUGCUUACGAUAUCGAAGGCGACGAGACUAUCAUCUCUUCUGUCAACGCCAAAAAGAUGCUACAGCUAACCGGUAUCUACGGUAGACGGCCUUGCCAUCUCUUUUUCCGACGUGGUUGUAAAGGCGCGCCGAAGCCGAAGAAGGUGAAGCAGCCAGGAGACUCGGACUCGAUGAGCGGCGCAAGUUCUGAAGAAGAAAUACCGUUGGAUCAACGUGGUUUCCCCUUCUUGAUCCAACAGCACUGCUGGAAGGCGGUUAAGGACCAACUCGCAAAACUUCCCACUGCUUGGCUCCUACGUGGAGCGGUUCUCGCGGACGCAACCGCCGAAGCAGAACUUCUGAAACAACAUGGAGACCAUUACAAGGAGUUGCUGGACAUCCAGGACCAAACUUUUUUGACGGGUCGUGGCGCUCCAGGACUACUUUCCGUCUACAAAGGCCGCGACACAUUGCGGAAGAACAACUUCGGACAUGAUCCACUGCACGUUGGUCCCCAAGCACAGGUGAAGCGGACAAAGCAAGUUGUGCAGGACAGGCUAUGGCAGGACGUCGAAGAUCUGGAGGAUUUUGAGGAGUUGAUAGCGAAACACAAGGAUGAUCCUGAGAAAGUCGCCGAACUGAAACGUGAGGCUGAGAUACGGAGAGAACGAAUUAGGGUCAUGCGGGCUGAGUUGCGAAGUGGCGAUGGAGAACAAGGUGGAAUUCUAGUAGAACACAGAGCAAAAGAGAACUUGUCUUGGAUGGAAGCGGAACGGAUGAAGGACCCUAACUACAAGAGACAGAAGGAACAAGACGCUGCCAAAGCGAAAGAAAAACCGACAAAAAUUUCCUCCAGUUUCAAACCGAAACAUCCUUUGGAAGAUUUGAGCUCAGUACCAGUGCCGCAUCACCGUCAGCAAUUUCAGAUCGUGGUUUUCCAGUACUUGAGCAUAGGGAUGAGGAUCCAAGAAGAAGUUUUACAAUGGCGAAUCUUAGAUGCUUUGGCAGAAACGAUUCACCCAGACUGCAUCAUCACUCACGAGCACAUAGAUUUUGCACUAGAUUUGCUCCAGGGCAAAGAACGGAUCGCUCGGAGGCUGGAACAAGAAGACCGUCAGGCAGCGACGGCGGUCAAAAGCGUAGUUGCAGAAACUAGAAAAGCAUGGGGAAGAGGAGGUGGAGGUAGCAAAGAUAGCACUAGCAUGUUGUUGGAUGAGGCAGGAGAUGACGUCGUAUCUCUGAUGGAUGAGGUCGUGGGUAGCUCUAGAAACACCGAAGCCGAAGCGAAGGAUGAGGAAGACGCAGCAAAACAGCGUGCGAAGAGGGAGCGCGAAGCUAAAAAGCGCGGCAUCGAUGCGGAUUUGAUCGAGAUGGGACCAGCGGAGCUGAGGGUGAUAAAUCGGAAGCGCGAGAGAGAAGACGAGCUCUUCUGGCGGAAGUACAAGGCGGUAAUGAUGCACCGCGAUAGUCAGGCUGAUGCGAUUUCUCUAGGUAAAAGUCCAGAAUAUUCCAUUUCGCUACGACAGGAGCGACAACGAUUUCUCACGGUGCAGAGCUACGAAGUCUUCUUUUCGAUUCUCCUGAGCGCGAAGACCGCCCAUCGGCUACUGGAACAGCACGCUUUCUGCCUGAGAGCACUUUUGCGGUACAAAGCAGCACCUCGGAUGCUGACCAGAGCUCUUCUAGUGUUAGGGAAUCUGUAUGAAUUAGCGUUGGUUGUCUUGGAAAAAGAGCAAGAUAAUGUUCUGCUACUCCGACCAUUGCAGAUGCACGGAGUAUCGAUGGAACAACGGACGUUGGAUGGCGCGCCAGUUCAUGCAAGCGCGAUCGAGCCAGAGUGGCGUUCCGAAGACCAACGCAUAGCGCUACAACUCCUCAAGCGAGCUGCUGAUGAGAACGUUUUGCUAUUGGGCACUGGUGAUGUUUUACUAGACGAGGGAUCAACAUCUUGGGUCAAGAAGGGCUUUCAGCAGCUGUUCGGAAGCAAUCAAGUAUUAAGCGGGGGCUCAGAGUAAUUCAUUUCCACACUUCAUUCUUCAUCUUCUCUUUUUUGUUCUUCUUCUUGAAAUACUGAGAACGAGAAGAUCGAUGAACCUAGGAAAUGAAUUUCUUGAAGCUCCUCUAAAAGCGGAGGCUCUAUCCUCAACUGACCGAACAAGAAAAGGUCUAGGCGUAGGCGGAAUAGACCCAGUCAUGUGGAUGGAUGAUCCUGCUGGGACCGGCGACGGUUUGUUUGACCUCACAAGCGUGAACUUCGAAGGUGGUGGGGUCGAAAAAUUUGCUGCAGAAGCGCGACAAAGAGCUAAGGAGCAAGAGGAAGCGCGAUUGAGAGCUGCGAGACCCGGUGGAGGAUCGUUUCUAGAGGGUAUUGGAUCUUUUUUCAGUGGUGUGAUAAAUCGGGUCGGGGGAGCAGGUGUUGGACGAGGGUCGUCUUCGACUGGUGGUGGUGGAGCUUCCGAUGAAGUAGCAUUAUCUGGUGACAACUUGCGUAAAGCAAAACUGCUGAAAGAGAUUACAACCACGAAUCUACCGUCAUCGAAAAAAGUAAACAAUCCACCUACUGCUGUUCGGGAACAUCAAUUAGAUGCACCUCAGAUUGGAGGACGAAUAACCUUUGCAGACCAAAUUCGAGUCCAGAGAAAUCAACAUCGGAAGAUUGCAUCUCUCAUGGACCUAAUGUGUCAAAUCCUAGAUCUCACUCCCGACAAUCGCAAAGUCGCCGGGGCUGCUUUGCGCGUAAUGGCUUUGCUGUGCUUUUUGUCAAAGUCUCAGGUCGUACACGUAGCAACCAGUAGUGUCAACACAGGUGGAGGAGGAGGUGCUCUAGGUGGAGGAGGAGCUGCAGCAGCCAGUACAUCUUCUAAGGUUGCAACUGCAGCAGGAGCAACUACAUCUUCUCCAACGAGCAACUACAUUGGCUUUGGAGCUUGUCUACGGAGUGUCCAUUUCGCUGUGAAACGCCAUCCAGAUAGUCAAUCGGUCCUAAAACAUGCUUUGCAGAUCUACCAUGCCGUUGCCAUGCACGAUUUGAGACUUGGCACCUCCUUGGGGGAUGUCCUCAGAACCUUAAUCACGAUGGGAGGACUAUUGAAGGAUGACCUCGAAGCCAAGCACUAUUUGGUGAACACGAUUCGUAUCUUAGCAGAGGGAGCAGAGAACGUGACGGAAUUUGAACGUCCACUAGGUCUUUCGUUUUUGAACAUGUUGGAUGCCUAUUUCGCAGGACCAACGGGUCAUCUGAAGAGUGCGUAUGUACUCGAUAGUACUAUGGGAGAAAAAUGUGGUCUAGGUCUAGCUGGUGGUGGGAAAGACAACAACAACGUCGAAGAACAAAAGCAAGACGCUGGGGACAAGAAUAACCAAAGCAAUCCUUCUUCAGCCAGCACUAUAGAACAACUUUUAAUCCCUCUGCUCGAAGCUCUGACUCUAUUUUCGCAUGAGAACGCCAAGUUGCGUGCUGUCCUGCUGCCUGGUCUGAAGUACCCUGUCCGCCUGCUCAACGAGGACCGCCUACCACUCAGCGUGCAAGCGAAAGCCGCCAACUGCAUCAAAGUCUUGGCCAUGGCCGCAAACGACGAGCAACUCCAACAUCCUUUGAUGCACGUAUUGGCAGAGAACAACGGCUUAGCAGUCAUUCUCAAGAGUGGCAAGAAAUACGUCUCUGCUUCGACCCCAAUGUGCCUCGAAUACCUCUCAGCAUUGGCGAAUCUGUUCCACUGUACGACGAUUCGGGACACGAUAUUCGGCAAAGAGUACAAAGAGCAGUCUGAAGCGUUUGUUGAGUGGGUGAUCACAUUGAUGGAGGAAAAUGGGAUUGCGGAUGUAGACGUCGUUGCGCAAGGAUUUCGCUUGUUUGGGUCGCUGACACGCUACGAAGACAACGAAAAGUUGGAGGACGAAGUCAUUGAAAUGUACUACUUAUUCCAUAAUUUUUCAUCUAGUGACAGAAAAUGAUUAUGUUUCGAAUUCAAAAACAUCGACUGGAAAUCAAAUUUUUUUCGAUCAAAGAUGUUGUAAUGAAGAGAUGAGUGCUCUUCUACCUAGUUCUCCAAGACCCUCUGUAAAGGAACUACAUCUGCUUUACCUCAGGUUUGUCCUCUCGCCUUCGAACAUGGCCCGUCUGCGGUUGUUGGUGAAUAAUUGCCUUCUCCUAAGGAAUAUCGGCGUGCCUCCGUUUCAAUUUCUGGAAGACCUAGCAAGGCAACAGCUAGCCGGUAGACCACUCGCAGGCCGCAUUCUGUCGCCAGAAGGCCACGUGCUAUUGGAAGAGGAGUUCGAAAAAGAAGAUUUUUGGCUGUAGAAAGUUAGCGAAACAAGAUGUGAGAGAACCUUUUUGAUGAUUAUUUCAGAUACGAUGUCCUCCGUGACCGUGUACAGUUUGUCUUUGUCAAAAAACCUUAAAUAUGAUUCCUUCAAUACUGGUGUAAUGAAUCCUAGUUUCCGUUUCGUUUUUGUUCUUAAACAAAGAUAACGCCGUAAUAUCAUAUGGCCGGUCAACAUAACUAUUUCCGAGAUUGAUGAGUUCUUUUUCUCUCUGAUGUUUUCUAUUCCGAAUAUCCUACCAAGCGAGUGAUGAAAUUCUUACACAUCAUGCUCCUUAGAAUUGGGUGAGAAAGACGAGCACGAGUAGAUCCAACUUCAAUGAAUACUUCCAAGAUCAUGCUGCAACAGGUAGUGAUCAUGCACCAGGCGGUGUUGGUGGUAAUAGCACUUGACAGAUGCACAGUUAGAUCACGACGAUGAGAGCCUUUUACACUGACAUUAACAAGUUCCAAGAAAUUAACAACAGAGACAAAGAAAACAAAAACAUUAACAAUACUUCACAUCCCACUAGAAUCAAUUGCAGCGACAUUCGCACUUUGAUGUUCGAAGCAAG
Molecule: messenger RNA, 16688 nt
Organism: Amoebophrya sp. A25
Lineage: Eukaryota; Dinophyceae; Syndiniales; Amoebophryaceae
Source: the annotation of a GenBank genome assembly